AUGUGCAUCGAAAAAGACAUAUUCUUCCAGGAAGCAGAAAAGUCAACCUCGCUCAAAGCGCCACUGGACUCAAAAUCUUUCUUUCCCAAGGCGACUCUACCACCUCAUUUUCUCGUCAUGACACUUGAGAGGCCAGAUGCUGUCCGCUGUCAAAGCUCUCUGCACGCAGUCCUGUUAAAGACCCACGCAAGGCACGGCACGCUAAACUUAAUCACCAAAAUAUUUGAAAUCCUCCGUACAUCCCCUUCCUGUGCAGUUGAUGGGGGCGGAAAACGCCGUCGCUUUCAUGGGUAUGGACAACCUGCCCCUUUUGUGAUCACUAGCUCAACCGAGGAUUUGUCUGGUCGACAGCCAACGUAA
This is a messenger RNA of Histoplasma capsulatum G186AR, 360 nucleotides long. RefSeq lists its product as uncharacterized. The coding region runs from base 1 to 360 and encodes 119 amino acids. NCBI's taxonomy places the organism in Eukaryota, Fungi, Ascomycota, Eurotiomycetes, Onygenales, Ajellomycetaceae. The record is from RefSeq and is a predicted model, not a curated record. The transcript is spliced from 2 exons.